Molecule: messenger RNA, 2027 nt
Organism: Pseudocercospora fijiensis CIRAD86
Lineage: Eukaryota; Fungi; Ascomycota; Dothideomycetes; Mycosphaerellales; Mycosphaerellaceae
Exons: 2
Coding region: 24-2027 (667 amino acids)
Biological process (GO): response to radiation; error-prone translesion synthesis
Cellular component (GO): site of double-strand break; nucleus; replication fork
Molecular function (GO): DNA-directed DNA polymerase activity; damaged DNA binding
Source: RefSeq, a predicted model, not a curated record
UAACAAUGCUUUGAGCGACGGCCAUGUCGUCGCAGAACGCCUUCUUCUCGUCCUCGCCCGUCUCCCCCAACGCGAGGCGCGCCAGGCGUUCGAAAUACACUUGGAAACACCUUCAUACCCUUGCCCAUUCCGCCACGAAUUGUCCAUUGCGCGUGAUUGCGCAUAUCGAUCUCGAUGCAUUCUACGCCCAAUGCGAGAUGGUGCGGCUGGACGUGGACCCCGACCAACCUCUGGCAGUGCAGCAGUGGCAGGGUCUGAUUGCAAUCAACUAUCCGGCAAGAGCGUAUGGAUUGAAUCGACAUGUCACCGUCACCGAAGCAAAGGAGAAGUGUCCAGAUAUCAUAUGUCAACAUGUUGCGACAUGGAAAGAGGGUGAUACAAAGUGGAGCUACUCUGACGAUGCCUUCAAGGAGAUUGCUACCAGAAAGGUUUCGCUCGAUCCUUAUCGCAUCGAGAGUCGCAAGAUCUUAGCGACCAUUAAGGAGUCUCUCCCAGCGGACAAGCAAAAGGUGGAGAAAGCGAGUAUAGACGAGGUGUUUCUCGACCUCUCAGCACAUGUGCACAGCCUUCUCUUGCAACGAUACCCUCAAUUGGACGCUCCGCCGCCUUAUGAUGACCCUACUGAGCCGCUUCCGAAACCUCCAACUACUGCUCUGGACUGGAAAGCUGAUGCAUUGGUCGACUUGGACAACACACACAACGAAGAGGACGACCCGGAUUGGGAUGAUGUUGUUAUGCUGAUUGCUUCCGAGAUUGUUCGGGAUGUAAGAGCUCAGAUCUUUAGGAAGCUCAAGUAUACUUGCUCGGCAGGCAUCAGCAGAAACAAAAUGCUGGCCAAGCUCGGGUCGGGAUCCGCAACAGGUGGCAAGUUUGGCGAUGAAGUUGUAGCUGCUUUUAACACUGACUCUGUCUCUGAACUUCUUGCCGUGUCUAUCGAGCAAUUGAAAAAGCAGCUUGGCGAUGGGUCUGGUUCCUGGUUGUACAAUGUCAUCCGCGGCGAAGACGAUAGCGAGGUGAAUCCAAGGACGCAGAUAAAGUCGAUGCUGUCUGCAAAGUCGUUUCGCCCGUCUAUCAAUAGCUUCGAAGUGGCUUGCAAAUGGCUUCGAAUCUUUGUGGCAGACAUCUUUGGUCGCCUCGUGGAGGAAGGCGUGCUGGAGAACAAGCGACGGCCAAAGACCAUCAAUAUUCAUCAUCGACAGGGAGCGCAGACACGGAGUAAGCAGGCUCCCAUACCACUAGGCAAGACCGUCACAGAAGAUGCACUUUUCGAUCUCGCGAAGAACCUCAUGGCACAAGUCGUGGUUGACGGCCGAGCGUGGCCUUGUGCGAACUUGUCGCUUUCUGUAGGUGGCUUCGAAGACGGUGUGACUGGCAAUAUGGGAAUCAACACAUUCCUCGUGCGAGGCGACGAGGCCAAAGCCAUGAAUGCAGCAAACCUUGAGCGCCAGGACUCGACAGAGUAUCGGCGUGGUGGCAAGAGACGUAGAAUCAAGGUCGGAGGCAUCCCCACCUUUUUCCAGCACAAGUACAACAGCACCGGCAGCGAUCGUGACGAAGAUGGCGGAAAUGCGACGCCUGUAUCUGACCACGAUCGUGCAGAGCAUGAAUUAGACGAAGGUGCUUCUCACGCAGAACGUGGCCAUCAUCACAGCUCUUCGAAAUUGCCGCGUUCAGCCCAGACUGCGUCUACAGAACAGCCGUGGCCCGAUCACGACCAUACAAAAGCGUAUCUUGCGCCUCCGUUCAUGUAUCAGACACCAAAGCCACCAGAUCCAUCUCAGCAAACCUCAAUCGAUGACUAUUUCUGCGAGCGCUGCAAGAAGCACAUGCACGUGGACCAACGUGCAGAGCACGAGGACUAUCACUUUGCACAAGACCUACAAAACGAACAGAGUCCUCCUCGACCGCCACCGAAACCAGUGCCGUUAGCGAAUCCGGCAUCGUCGUCAAAGCCUAAAGGCCGAGGAAGACCGGCUGGUGGAAAUCUUGGGCCGGAGAAAGGACAGAAGAAGCUGGCUUUUGGAUAG